AUUUUUAAGAAGCAUUGGCUUUCACUUGCUCGGCUUCCUGUUCAUUUCUUAACGAAGUUUAAAAGAAAAUGUGUCGAAGUUGUUAAUGGUGUUCUAAACUGUUAGUUCUGUGUAAUUCAGUGAAUUAGUGAGACUUCGAAGCACGAAAGACAAUUACAUAAAUUACAGUAUGGGAUCAACAUUUCGUCAUAAGCAUCUGUACACAUUUCAUAAAUUUUGGGAUGUGAAUGCAGACGGUGUUCUGACGUGGGAUGAUUUCCGACAGUUAGCUGAGAAAUAUACUAAGAUUCAGCGUCGUGGUAAAUUAGAUCAAGACGUGUACAAAAGAUGGGAAUCUAUCUUAGGAAAAUGGUGGGACGAGCUUACCCACCAUGCAGAUUUUAAUAAGGACAAAAUUGUGGAAUUCGAUGAGUGGCUGAAGUUUUUUCAUAAUUUGGGGCAGCAAACAAAAUCACACAAGGAAUUACCAGAUUUUUUACAGACGUAUUUACAACUUUUUUUCUUCAUUAUGGAUUCAAAUAAGGACGGCUUAUUCUGUGUAAAAGACUACAAAAAAUACCUUACCAGCCAUGAUAUGGAUGCCACUCGAGCAAAAGAAUGUUUUGAAACCAUGUUGAAUGACGAAGACCGAGCAAACGGAAACGCUAUGACAUCGGAUCGAUUUCGUGAGCUGGUGUAUGACUUUUGGGUAUCACAGGAUCCAAACAGUCCAGGAAAAUAUAUUUGUGGGACAUUUGACUCUGCAAUGUUACAAGAACUGGAAAAUAUGAACAAAUCCAAAUGAUAAAUUUCCUAAAAUUCACGAAACAUUUCGGAUUUAUUCACUGGAAUCAAAUUUUUGAUUUCCGUAAACAUAAUAUGGCGAAUUGUAAUUCUGGAGAGAAGAAACUCUUGGAAGGGAAAAGAUAUUUCGAAUUAACGUGCGCACAGCAUCUCCAAGCAACAUCCUUUACUAAAAAUGUAUUUAAUGAAUAAAGACGUUCUAAAAACACCA
Messenger RNA from Stegodyphus dumicola, 994 nucleotides. Its product is annotated as sarcoplasmic calcium-binding proteins I, III, and IV-like. The record is from RefSeq and is a predicted model, not a curated record. NCBI's taxonomy places the organism in Eukaryota, Metazoa, Arthropoda, Arachnida, Araneae, Eresidae.